AUCAGGUGAGUCUUCUGAGUUUCGAGUCUUUUUGUUAGUUGUGCUUCACUCUUUCUCCAAGUUUCAUCAUUUUGAAGUCCAAUCAUAAUGGUUUGAUCUUUAGAUUCUGAAAUUUAUUGUCUUCUUUUAUAUAAGUUUUUGCUUUUGGUUUGGUUUACUAUUCAGGUCUAUAUGAUGAUGGUUGCUAAGCUAGUUUGUACCAUUUUCAUCCGGAGCUGUCUCUGGCUGUUACUGCUCCCUGGCUUGACCCGUGCAAUGGAGUCCGACAUAACUUGCCUGAGAAGCUUAAAGUCCCAGCUUAAGGACCCCCAUGCAUAUCUGUCUAACUGGGUAUUUGGAGACUACAGUGACGGUUAUAUCUGCAGCUUCUUUGGCAUGUACUGCUACCGUAGUAGCCUUAAUAAGGUGCUAAGCAUCAAUCUUGGCGGGUCCGGUCUGGAGGGAGAGUUUCCUAGCGGUGUUAAACUAUGUUCAUUCAUGGAGAGUCUAAACCUUACUGGAAACAACCUCACUGGCACUCUUCCAUCAGACACAUUCUCAUCUCUUCCAUUUCUUGUUACUCUAGACCUCUCCAACAACAACUUGGCUGGUGAAAUCCCUGCUAGUUUGCCAAACAUGUCCUACUUAAACACGCUUUUGCUUGAUCAUAACCGGUUCACGGGUCGCAUCCCGUCCGAGUUAGCCUCAAGUCCAGGACUUCUACAGUUCUCGGUGGCUCACAAUGAUCUUAAAGGCCCCAUUCCAGAAUUCACCGCUGGAAACAUAUCUCUCUCGAGCUUUGAUGACAAUCCGGAUCUGUGUGGUUUCCCGCUGGAUCCCUGCCAAGACUCUUUCUAUUCCAUGGCCAUUAUAGCAGCCAACAUUGCUGCAGCUGCAUUUUUUCCUGUAGGUGCAUGCUACGGCUGGUUAUAUGAUAGCCACAAACAGAAUCAACGACCAAGAAGACGUUAAAGCAAAGUCCUUACCAGAUAAAAAGUACAGUCCACUUGUUUCAGUGAAUCUUGUUGUAUCUUUAGCACACAUAGUUAUCAUGUUAUGUAACAAACCCCAAAAUAAAUUUAACUUUGCAGUCUUUGAACAAAAAAAAAAAGCAGCUAGCAAAUGGGAGUUUUCUUAUAUAUUGUAGUAUUUGUAACAAAGUCUGCCAUGUGAAGCCUAACGUAACCCAUACUUUACGCUUCAGUGCUAACUAUAUAACCAACUUGGUGCAUAUUCUUCUUUGGAGGUGUUUUGAGUCAGUGUAGUGAUACAAACAUCUUCAAAGUUUUUAAUAUCACAGCUAAACCAGUGGAGAGGAUAAACCGGGGAAAACAUCAUGAAGCAAGCAUUAAAAAAAGACUCUGCAUCUCGUCUUGUUUCUUUAGAUUUGGUUGACUUUCAAAUUUCUGAUUAUUACCCCAUGUAAUCAUCAAUUCUGUAUUUAGAAAAUAUUUUCAAAUAUUUAUUUGGUAUAAAUAUCUCCUAACAAUUAAAAUUACUAAUCUAGUAAUUUGAAAUGAGUACUUUCAAAUCUACUAUUGUUUGUGUUAACUGUUAAGAUAAAUAUAUAUAUAUAUAUAUAUAUUUACUCUUCAUGAUUUUAAAAUUUGUAACAACUUUUUCUAAUUCACCGGAAAAAAACAUUUUGAAACUUAUCAUAAUUUAAUUCAUGCAAAUUACCCUAUUUUAUUUGAUUGAAUACAUUUAAAACUCUCUUUUAGAUGGUCUGAAAAAGCUCUCUUUUAAGACAAUCCAUCCUCUCUCUCUGUUCCAGUUCCAAGUUCCAACAAAUCUCCGACCAAAAGCAAAAGCAUCCGCAGAACUAGAUUCCUCAAUGGAAGCAUCUGAGCCAAAAACUAACUACACACCCACCGUGGAGACAAUGACGUCACCUGCUUCUUCCUCCGCCGCCACCACAAGCGUCCACGUAAGCGCUCUCGACGGCCUCGUCAACGUGAACUCCCUCUUCACCAUCGCCGUCUUCGUAGGUCUCUCCAUAGCCACUCCAGGACAGCACAGCCUCGAGCUCCGGUCCAGCUGCGACGCGAGCGCCGACGUGGCGAGGAAGCUGCUGGUAUUCGAAGUCGUCUCCUUCAGCUUCUUCCUCUUCUCCUCUCUCGUGGCUCAGGGUCUCAAGCUCGCACUGAACCUUCUCAACAGCAAAGACGUCGACGAGAUUUUCAGAGCUCAUAUUAAUAUCACGGUGCUGAGAUGGGGAAUGAUGGCGUCUGCUGUCGGAUCUGUGAUGGGUUGUUUGUUCUUGAUGCUGUCUAUGGUUAAUGUGAUUCAGAUCCGUUUAGGGUUGCUUUCUUGCGGCAGUGAGUCGUCGGCUCAGGCGGUUGCGACGCUGGUGACGCUUGUUUCCUCUGCUCUCUUGGUUUAUAUCUCUACUGCUAUUUAUGCUUUCUGGCAUUGAAAGUGAUUUGAAUCGUCAGCAUUGGAUUAUACAGAGAAAAAAUUAUUUUGCUAGUCAUUGGCUUUAUUUUGAUUGGCCAAUGUAAUUUAUCAUUGUCUUUAAAUCUUUUUUUUUGUUUGUUUUCUGGUUAAAACAGUUUCUCUAUAUUUCUUUGUUUUAUGAACACAAGCGAAGCUGUGUGUAUUUUUUGUUGUUUUAUUCAGCUGAGGGGUUUAGUGAAACUAUUGGACUUUA
Molecule: messenger RNA, 2629 nt
Organism: Brassica rapa (field mustard)
Lineage: Eukaryota; Viridiplantae; Streptophyta; Magnoliopsida; Brassicales; Brassicaceae
Source: RefSeq, a predicted model, not a curated record